AUUGAAUUCAGCGCUUCAAUGACAGCGACCUCGUGUCAUGUGGCCAACUCAAAAUAUUUGACGAUAAAUCGCUCAAGUGGAGCGAGUUGAGCGAAAGUUAGGUACUUCAACAAUUUAUAUACCAAACAAAAGGGCUUAAGCAUUAUUGAAUUUUAAAAGUAAUUGACUAAAAAAUUAAGAUAAUGGCAGUGUUUGCACGAUUGACGCCACGCAUUUUGGGCCAAGCUUCGAAUGCCACGUUGAGGUCUAUUCAUACUACAACAGCCAACAAUGCGCUCCCUGAUCGCCCUGACGCUCGAACUAAAUGCACACUCAUUCCUGGUGAUGGUGUCGGCCCAGAACUUAUCUACGCUGUUCAAGAAGUCUUCAAAUCCGCAACGGUUCCAGUUGACUUUGAGACCUUCUUCUUCUCCGAGGUGAAUCCCACGCUCAGCGCACCCCUCGAUGAUGUUGUCGGUUCCAUCUCGCGGAAUCGCGUCUGCCUUAAAGGCAUUCUCGCCACACCGGACUACAGUAACACCGGGGAAUUGCAGACGCUUAAUAUGAAGCUUCGCACGUCACUCGACCUCUACGCGAACGUAGUGCACGUCAAGUCGCUGAAGGGCGUCAACACACGACAUAGUAACAUCGAUGCCGUAAUUAUUCGUGAGCAGACCGAAGGCGAGUACUCCGCGCUGGAACAUGAAGGUGUGCCCGGGGUUGUUGAGUGUCUCAAGAUUGUCACGGCGAAGAAAAGCCAACGUAUUGCCAAAUUUGCCUUCGAUUAUGCCACCAAGAACAACCGCAAGAAGGUCACUGCUGUCCACAAAGCAAACAUCAUGAAACUUGGCGAUGGCUUGUUUUUAAAAUCAUGCGAAACUAUCGCUAAGCUAUACCCAAAGAUCCAAUUUGAGAAGAUGAUCGUCGACAAUACCACCAUGCAGAUGGUUUCCAACCCACAACAGUUCGAUGUGAUGGUCAUGCCUAACUUAUACGGCAGUAUUCUCGAUAAUCUCGCUUCCGGUCUUGUAGGAGGCGCUGGCGUUGUUUCUGGUGCUUCAUACUCAGCAGAAUCAGUUGUAUUUGAACCUGGUGCGCGACAUACAUUUGCGGAAGCAGUAGGCAAAAAUGUCGCCAACCCGACAGCCAUGUUGCUGUGCGCAGCGAAAAUGUUACACCAUGUCAAUCUACCAGCCUACGGCAGCAUGAUCCGCAAUUCAGUAGAGAAAGUCCUCAAGGAUGGCAAAGUACGCACCAAGGACAUUGGAGGUCAAGCCAGCACGCAAGAGUUUACCCAUGCUGUCAUCCAUAAUCUGCAACCAUUGCCAUCGGCAUAAAACACGAAUUAUUACUUAAUGUAGGCAUCACAAUGCAUUUUAUUAUGUUUGUCUAUAUUAUUCAGUGUGUGCCCAAUUUGAAAACAAUUUCAUUACCAGUUGCGUUACCAGAACGUCCCGCAGUAUUUAUUAUUUAUUUAAUUUGUCGACCGAUGCGGAAAUUGUACAUUUAAUAAAAACUCACCAUUAUUA
Molecule: messenger RNA, 1508 nt
Organism: Dalotia coriaria
Lineage: Eukaryota; Metazoa; Arthropoda; Insecta; Coleoptera; Staphylinidae
Product: probable isocitrate dehydrogenase [NAD] subunit beta, mitochondrial
Exons: 5
Coding region: 183-1316 (377 amino acids)
Biological process (GO): tricarboxylic acid cycle; isocitrate metabolic process
Cellular component (GO): mitochondrion
Molecular function (GO): oxidoreductase activity, acting on the CH-OH group of donors, NAD or NADP as acceptor; magnesium ion binding; NAD binding
Source: RefSeq, a predicted model, not a curated record